GUUUCAAAGCUCAGCAGCGCCUGCCAGUUGACCUUUCACCCGAGUCUGAGGUAGUUUCCUGUUUCGUCAUCAGACUGAGCCGGAAAGAGAUCGAACUAUAAGAGAUCGUCGUUGGAGAGACUUCUCAGGGGUCGAGAUGCCUGUGACAGUGGGAUCAUAUGGCCAGUCCCAGCCCAGUUGUUUUGACAGAGUAAAAAUGGGCUUUAUGAUGGGCUUUGCUGUUGGCAUGGCAGCAGGUGCACUAUUUGGCACAUUUUCUUGUGUCAGGAUUGGCAUGAGAGGACGAGAACUGAUGGGUGGCGUUGGCAAAACCAUGAUGCAGAGUGGUGGAACGUUUGGGACAUUUAUGGCUAUUGGCAUGGGAAUCCGCUGUUAACUUGAAUUUCUUUUAUUCUUUUUUUACCAUGAAGACUAAUGCCCCUGUUAGUCCACAUCCUGUUAUGUAAAAUAAGAAAACUUUGUACCAGGAAUAAGAUAAAAGUAUCUCAGCCCUU
Molecule: messenger RNA, 494 nt
Organism: Notechis scutatus (mainland tiger snake)
Lineage: Eukaryota; Metazoa; Chordata; Lepidosauria; Squamata; Elapidae
Gene: ROMO1
Product: reactive oxygen species modulator 1
Biological process (GO): protein import into mitochondrial matrix; protein insertion into mitochondrial inner membrane
Cellular component (GO): TIM23 mitochondrial import inner membrane translocase complex
Source: RefSeq, a predicted model, not a curated record